AUGGAAAACUAUAAAAAGUUCCCAAAAGCUGCCACAAAGAAUCUGCCUCCCAAUUACUCAGAAUUCUCACACCUCUCUUUAGUAUCGCCUCCAAACCAAACCUUUUAUUUAUCCUUUGGGAUCUCCACUCUUGAAAGUUUAGUCAGACUUAACAACAGCCCAGUAGCAAAAACCUCUUGAAAAAACCUAAAAUUCCUCAACCAAAAAAUCCAAAACAAAGCCAAAGAAUCCGGCUUUGAAAACGAAUUUUUUAUUUAUGAAAAUCUAAUAUACUUUUUCUCUACAUUUUCCUUUUAAUAAGUUUUUAAUAAAAAAAUAAAUAAUUUACUAUAAAAAUGCAUAUCUUUUCUUUCAUCAAAUGAUAGAUUUGACGGAUAUGAUACCCUCAAUGUUUACAUGACUGAAAACAGACAAACCUCAGCAAAAAGCUUAAGCAUGGCUAUUAAAUGUAUUUUUGCUUAUUUAUGCCCAGAAACAGACGUUUUCAAUAGGAGAACCAAUUUAUCUAUCAAUGAGGUGAUGCCAUUUCUACACAAGUUUUCUGAAGCAGUGAAUAUAGGAAUCUAUAUAAUGGCUAUGACCAAUCAUGAAUUUGUUUUAAAUAAAUCCAUGAUGCCAGCCCCAGUUUCUUAUUUGUUUUAUAAUAGUAAAGCUGUCCAAUGAGGCGUUUUAUAUCACAAAGACGCAGCUCAGCUUGACAGCUCCCCAAGAGAUGAAAAUUUUAACUUCAGAAGUCCUUUUGUGCACCUUCCAAAAAUUCAAUUCGAAAAAAUAAAAAAUAAUUACAAGCCUCCAAGACCAGUCAUUUUAUCCUCAAAUACCUCAAAAAUAGAAAAAAGAGACCAGUCAGUCCAAACUGAUGAUAUUUUUAAACAAAGCGUAAAAGUUAACAUAUCAACCCAAACAACUCCAAAAGACUUAAGCCAUUUGAACAAAGUCUGAGACAUUGUGAGAGAAAUGUACUCGCUAAGCCAGAUCCCAAAUAUACUGUUUUAUAAUGAAUUUUAUUUUUUAUAUUAAAUUUAUCUUUAUUUAGUAAAGCACCAUUUAUAUCACUUUAGAGCUAAAAGCUUCUUUAGAAAAAAUUUCUAUUGAAUUUGAAGAACUUCAAAGUGAAGCUUUAUUUAAACUAGAAGAAAGGAUAAAUAUUAUAACAGGAGGUGGAGAAAAAAAAUCAGGCUGCAAUCAUACAGACAACGAAUUUUUAACACCAGCUUGUGGGAACCGACACUGUGUGCCUUGCUUAAGAGACCAUAUAAUUUUUCAAAAAAAUACUGGAGUUGAUAAAAUUAAGUGUUUCUGUAAUGUAGAAAUGAGUGAAGCAGAUAUAGCAACCAUAACAAAAGUAAGGCAAAGCACCAAAGUCCACAUAUGAGAUCGGCCGAAUAAAGUGGCUAAUCAGCCCACAAUUACUGUCUGCCGAAUCUGCAUAUAUAAAAUGAGUUCGAGAGAAAUUUUGCUAAUUUUCUCUUCCUCAUGGAAUUUUUAUUAUAGGGUUUGGUUUUUCCUGAAAACUUCUCCACAGAGCACAGUGGUUUAAUAGGGCGAGAGGAUCUGUACCAAGCAAUGAAGAGGAUCAAGGUUUUUUACUCACUCCCCCCUCCGUGAGUGAACAAAAAUUUUUGUUUACUCACGGAGGGGGGUUAAUUUUUUUUUUUAAUUAUAUAUAAAUUUUAUAAAAAAUUUUUUUUUCGAAAUUAAAAAAAAUCCUAAUUCGCAAAAAUUGGAAAGCAAAUAUUAAUUUAAUUUAUAAAAUUUAUGUUUUAAAAAAGAAUUUGUUUAAAAAUUAAACAGAAUUAGCUCUAGAUUUCAUUAUACUAAUUAUCAUUUAUAUAUCUAAUUUUUUUUCAAUAAAAAUUUUUUGUAUUAAAACAAUUUUUGUUCACUCACGGAGGGUGGGUUUUUGGGCAAAAAAUAGCGAUUUAUUUAAUGGUUUUGUUCACUCACUGAAGGGGAGGAGUCAGUACACCUGAGGGAGGCGACUUUUAGAUGGAGCACAUGCAGGAGCUUAGUCAGGCAAAGGCAAGAAAUGCACCAAGUAAGACGCGAAGUCGGGCCAGCUAGGUUUUGCUUUGUAAGUCAUGUCCAUAUGGUGCGCCAUUUAAUUGGCAGGAUGUUCCGUGACUUAACUAGUUUCAGGCUAAGUCCCACACUGGGAGUGCUACUAGGCACUGCCUAAUUUAACUUGUACUUAUCUGCCAAAUCUGCAAAACCCCAAGAAAGCAAAUGGCGUAUGCAGAAAUCAGGUGCCAAGAUCAUAAAGUGUGUGUUAUUUGUCAUACAGAAAAUUAUCGUCAAGGCAACGGUGCAUGCCCUCUCAAAGACAGAGAAUAUUCCAAUGAAGAGCUGAGGAUCCUACAAAAAUACGAAAGAGAUGCAACUAGAUUUGACUAA
Molecule: messenger RNA, 2394 nt
Organism: Blepharisma stoltei
Lineage: Eukaryota; Ciliophora; Heterotrichea; Heterotrichida; Blepharismidae
Source: the annotation of a GenBank genome assembly